Molecule: messenger RNA, 6060 nt
Organism: Anopheles cruzii
Lineage: Eukaryota; Metazoa; Arthropoda; Insecta; Diptera; Culicidae
Gene: HDAC4
Product: histone deacetylase 4
Exons: 13
Coding region: 796-4284 (1162 amino acids)
Biological process (GO): negative regulation of transcription by RNA polymerase II; chromatin organization
Cellular component (GO): histone deacetylase complex
Molecular function (GO): histone deacetylase activity
Source: RefSeq, a predicted model, not a curated record
GUAACUAUUCGAAAGCAAUGCACGCACAUUGUUGGUGCGCUGCGGCCUGCGCCAUGUGGCAGAACGGACAUCGAACGAGUAUCUGCCGCCAUAUUAAAGCGCUCUCGCAUAGUCCGGGUGCUGUAGUAGCGGGUACUUCUUCGUUCGUUCUCGUCGGCCCAAAACUACUAGCACCUUCGCAUCUAUCAUGACCACUGUGACAGCGCCGCACAUACACAUAAAGCGUGCGUCACGUUAGUCACUCGGCCAGAGGGCGCACGCGUACCCGCUUCGACGGCGUUGUUACGUGUUGAACCUUCCCCGGCGUAGUGUUAAGGCUACGCUUCUAUCGAGCGGACGUGUCGGUCGCGCUCGUUGUCCAGCUGAGUGCCUGCGGUGCGUUUAUUUCUAUACUCAAUUCUUUCAUUUCCGUGCGUGCGCUAACAUUAAUCGCCAUUAAAAGAUCCUCACGAGUGUGUGGUGCGGUACGCUUCCACGAGUUUUGUUUCCACGUCGUCGAUUUCUUUUCUGGGCAUUCUAUCUGUCUGUCUCUUGGAUGCGGCCCACGCCUACGAUGUAACCCGGUGUGUUUCUGUGUACGCGCGCGUGGUGAAAGGAAAGCUUGCGGGGGAAGGUUCAGUAAUUUCACGGCACUCGGAGCCGGAGCCUAUAAACACUGUCUGCGAUGGUGGUAAUACAGUAGAGCGUCGAGAGCAACGAGCGGCGACGUGGGCGCGCAGGUUGGAGACGGAACCGUGCGUCGGGAAACUAGGUUGCGACUACAUUCGCACGUCUGUUUGUGGCAUGGUGUAACAAAUGGCACGUGAUUCGACAAUGGGGCGAGACCGAGUGCUUGUCGUUCCGAGCACAGGCAUUGCCCUCAACAGCAGCUCUUCGCCGUCAUCGUCGUCGUCGUCGCAGGCUCCCUCCGAUAUCAACCAGCAGAUUCUGGAGCUUCAGAAAGAGCAGGAGCUCGAGAAGCAGAAGUUAUGGCAUGCCUUCCAGGAAAAAAACAAGGAACUGGAGAUGCACCAUCGUCAGCAGCUGGAGCACAAAUUUCAGGAGUUGCGCGAUCAGCGGAUAGCGGAAGUGGCUGCGCAACAGCUCGAGCGCCGUGAACGUGAGGCCGUCAAACGGAAGGAGAAGCACGAUUGCUGCGCAAAUGCAAGCUCUGAAGUGAAACAAAAGUUACAGACCUUCCUCAUACAGAAAAAGCAAGCCGCGGCUUCGAACGGCUUAAAUUCAUCAUCGUCGUACAGGAACUGGGGUGUUGUAAAGUCGUCCUCUGGUGAAUCGCUUCCGGCGGGGGCCGUCGCAGCGGCCGUGAAUUCCCAUCCGUAUAAAAUUCCGCCGCCACCAAUCGCCAUCGGGAAGUACGAUCCGGACUUUCCGUUGCGAAAGACAGCGUCCGAACCUAACCUGCUGAAGAUUCGUCUUAAGCAGCGCGUGAUUGAAAAAAGAUCCGUUAAUGGACCGAUCGCCGCCCGGCGUCAGGAACGCUUGCGCCGACUCCAGAAGCAGCACCAGAACCAGGCGCUAUCUUCAAAUUGUCCAGUUUCUGGCACGACGACGGAUUCCGGUCCUAACUCACCACCCACCGUCGGAAGCCGGGCAUCUCCGACAAAUGCUCCGAUUCAGGAAGAGAACGAAGAUCCACAGUACGGGUCAGUAGCUCGCUCUAGCAUCAAUGAUCUGUCGCUGUUUAGCUCACCCUCAAUGCCCAACAUUUCGCUUGGUCGACCACAUCUCGGUCCAUCGGCCCAUUCUGCCACCGCUGUGCACUUGGCGAUGAACGCCAUCAGACCGCCACAACUUGUCGGUGGUCAAGGCCCGCCAUCGUCAGCUGGUCCACUGGCGUUCGGUAAUCCGAUGCUGGAAAUGGCUGAGCAGCAGUUGCACCACCAGCACCAGCACCACCACAGUCAAAACGCAGUAGCUGCUGCGGCUGCGGUCGCUGCAGCUGCAGCCGCCACUGGCAUCGGCAUCGGUCGGGCACAACUGCCUGGUCUGCAUGCAGCGGCCGCCGCAGCCGCAGUCACUUCCGCCUACCAGCAAUCGAUAACAGAUGCACACGUUGCUCAAGCCCGACUUAACAAGCAGGGCCAUCGGCCGCUGGGACGCACCCAGUCCGCUCCGUUGCCGCUCGGUCAUCCGAUGCUUGCCGGUGCAAACAGCGCCAUGGUGAACAUCACCCAAACCCAUUUCGAAAAUAGUGACGCUGAGCGACAGGCAUACGAGCAGCAUCUGCUGAUGAAGCAAAAGAUACGCCAGACGGCGCUGAAUCGGGCCAGCAACUGUGUCAAUCGAGAACCACAGUUGCGCGAAGAGUUGGAAUCAAACGAGGUAAUCGAUCUGACCGACAAGAAGCAGCCACCGAAAACAGUGCUGGCAAACUGCGUCAUCAAAAGCACCUCGCAAACGUUGAUAGCGCAUGACGAACUCGUAUCGCCGUCGCACGCGCAGCAGCAACAUCAACAGGCGCAACAUCUUUCGGAAUUGAUGCAGCAGCAUCACCAUCAUCAUCGUGAGCUACUACUUCGCCGGUCAAUGCAGCUGCCGAUGCUGGAGGAGCCUUACCAUGCUGGGACGGUUGCCGCAACAGGUAGACCAAUGCUGCGCCCGCUUUCCCGUACGUCGUCCAGUCCGCUCGUGCAUCUCUGCUCGGCGACAGCGCAGCUCGGGGCCACGCAACAAAGCAUGUUCUCGGACACUGGUCAACAGCUGCCGCAGGACGACGACAUUCCGCCACCGGUUAACCUGACAGUCCAGAAUCGAAGUCGGUCGCUUCUCAACUACACCCACGACAGCCUCGCUAUUUCGGCCGUGGCCGCCGCAGCCGCUGUAGCAGCCGCUGCGGCCGCUGCCAGUUCGUCCUCUGCCUGUUCGAGCCCCGUGGGACCGAUGCCCCUGCAGCUCACCACGUCUGCGUCUGCCUCGACGAUUGUACCAUUGGAAUCGCACGGACCCACUGCGGCUACACUCACAACCGCAAACCCCUCCAUUACCACCGGACUAGCCUUUGACAGUCUCAUGCUGAAGCACGUGUGCGUCUGCGGCGAUAAUGCUAACCAUCCCGAGCACAGUGGUCGCCUUCAGAGCAUCUGGGCGCGGCUGGUAGGAACCGGAUUGGCGGUGCGCUGCGAUAAACUUCGCUCCCGUAAGGCCACUCAGGAGGAGUUGCAAACCGUGCACAGCGAGGGCCAUGCACUGCUCUUUGGUACCGGGCAGCUCAAUCGGCAGAAGAUAGACACGAGCCGCGUCAGUUUCGUGCGGCUCGCCUGUGGCGGUGUGGGUGUUGAUCUCGAUACGACCUGGAACGAGCAUCACACGGCUGCUGCGGCGCGGAUGGCGGCCGGAUGUGUUAUCGAUCUGAGCUACAAAGUGGCGCGCCGUGAAAAUCGCAACGGGUUUGCCGUGGUUCGACCACCGGGACACCACGCUGAAACGGACGCCGCAAUGGGCUUCUGUUUCUUCAAUUCGAUUGCAUUGGCCGCAAAGCUGCUGCGUGUUCGGAUGCCGCACGAUAUGCGUCGCAUUUUGAUCGUCGACUGGGACGUGCACCAUGGUAACGGGACGCAGCAGGUAUUCUACGAUGAUCCGAGCGUGCUGUACUUAUCGAUUCACCGACAUGAUGAUGGUAACUUCUUCCCCGGGACGGGUGGACCGACCGAGUGUGGAGCGGGUGCGGGCAUUGGAUUCAACGUGAACGUAGCUUGGUCUGGUGGGGUGAAUCCACCACUAGGUGACGCCGAGUAUUUGGCCGCGUUUCGCACGGUAGUGUUGCCGAUUGCGAGAGAAUUCCAUCCCGAUAUUGUACUCGUUUCGGCCGGAUUCGAUGCGGCUAUCGGCCAUCCGGCCCCUCUCGGGGGUUACGUCGUUUCGCCGGCCUGCUUUGGCCAUUUGACGCGUGAACUGAUGCAGCUAGCCGAUGGAAAGAUUGUUCUGGCACUUGAAGGCGGCUACGAUCUCCCGGCGAUCUGCGACUCAGCUGAGGAGUGCGUUCGAGCGUUGCUAGGUGUGGAAAGCAUUGCUUCGAUCGAGCCCGCGGAGCUUGCCCGUGUGCCGUGCCAGGCAGCGAUUGAAACGUUGCAGAAAACAAUCGCCAUACAGAUGUUGCACUGGCCAUGCGUGAAGCGCUUUGCGCACACCGUCAACCUGUCCGCCAUACAGGCACACAGUAGCGAACGAGAAGAGUCGGACACGGUUACCGCAAUGGCCGGACUUUCGAUGCAAACGUUAAAGAGAACAUCGGAUGUUUCCUGCGAGAGUUCAGAGGAACCGAUGGACCAGGACGAAUCAAAAUGAAGCGCUUGUCCUGGAGGAACUCAGGGAACUAUGCUGAAAGUAACAGCAUUACAGUGGCAGAUGCACCUGCUUAAUGAAUGAGCCUGCGUUAUUGUAAUUAGAUGGUUGGUUGGUGGUAUUAGUGUUUUUAUACUGUUUGUAUGCGCGGUGUUUUUGGGAACUUUUUGAGAUUUGGUCUGUGGGGUUAAAGGCUAAAGGUGUAUGUCUGGCACACGUUCUUUGCGAGCAAAAUUUGUUAUUACGAUUUUUUAUGCUGUGAAGUGUGGAUAAAAGAUAUGCGCCGGCGUGUAGAACAUAUUGAUGCACAUAUUUAUGUGCAAAUGUAUGGGAAUGUGGCGUUGGAUUAGUUGGAAUGUUUUUCCUUUUCUUGCUAGCAGCAAUGCUUCUCCUACCAAACCACUACUCAAAACACUCUCGGUAUCCUUUCACACGAGUAGCCAUAUUGCCUUUCGAGCAGCUGCUGCUGUCUUCCCAUUCUGAGUAUCGCCACUUCUUCACUUAGAUUUCCAAUUGUUAGGUGCAUAUACGGAUAUAUGUAUAUCGUCGUUAUAAACAAACAAGUGAAAUACUAUUAUAAAUCAGGGAAAAAUUACAAAAAGAAGUAGAUGAAAAGAAAGGCCUGAAAGGUUCUGGAUCAUGGAUCCUCGUUUACAACACUUUUUAUACGUUAAUCAAUAGAUGGGGUUUCGAUGAUUACGUGCAAGAAAUUAUAGUGGCCAACGAAACAAAGUUUAUAUCGACAAACACAAACAUUUUGUGAAAUACGAGGAUGAACCAUUUAUGUUAGAUCAAAAGUCAGUCGAAGCUUCAAUUAAUAGUAUUUUUAGUUUUUUCCGUCUAAAUAAUAUGUUUAGCUUUUUUUGGAAGUAUGAUCUAUUUUGGGAUACAUACGAAAAGUGUUAGCCAUACAGAUUCAGCACACCAAAAGUUUUUCUGGUGCGAAACAAAGUUUAUUUUUCGAAAAAACGCAUCCAUAGACUAUUCUGCCUUUGCAAUUUGCUUCUUCAUGUUGAUUUGACACUCUUAUAAGAGACAGUUUUAACUCUUCAUAAAUGUGGGUAACUCUUAACAAUUCCUCAGUCCAGAGCACUUUUUCCCGGAAUGAAUGAACAGUUUAAAUAUGAUUAUGAUAACAUAUCUCUCUUUUCUUUAAAUUCUUAGAUGCGGAAACAUUUAGAAAUAAUGGCCAGAUUUGCCCGCAUCAUAAUGUAAUGUAAUCAUAUACCAUGGCAUCGUCAGAUGACAUGCACAUAAGGGAUUUCUUUAUCUUUACCUUCUGAUUGAAGUUUCUGUUGAGUACUUGUGGCUGAUAGAAGAGGAUUUGUAGUUUAUAGAUUCAUUUUCAUACAUUUUGAUAAUUUUUUUAUUGCUCCCUUAGUUUUGUAACAUAUUUUUGCAAUUUUCUUGUCUACCAUUUUUUGCCUAACCAUCAAAAUUCAUAUUUAUGACCAUUUGAUUUUCUUCAUUGCCUAUUUUAUAAUAUUUCGUAGUUUUUCUUGUGCCAUCUCAUAAGCUGAGAAAAGAAAUAAUUUAUUCUGAAUUCUUCACCACACGUUUCUUACCUUCAAUUAUGUUGUUAAAUGUCAAAAUAUAUUAAAAAAUCGCGAUAUUAUUACUCAUAAAUAACUAAAUUAAUUCUAGUGGUUGGUAAUAUUCAGCAAAAUUAAUGAAGUAGAUGUGAAAAACAGACAAAUUCAAGUUUCAAACUUCAAAUAAAUUUUGUUUCGCACCGCCAAAAUUCACCCUUGACUGCGAAUGGCUAAAAAUUAGUAAUGG